This is a messenger RNA of Cladophialophora immunda, 372 nucleotides long. RefSeq lists its product as uncharacterized. The record is from RefSeq and is a predicted model, not a curated record. Bases 1 to 372 code for a protein of 123 amino acids. Gene Ontology annotation, biological process: DNA-templated transcription; termination of RNA polymerase I transcription. Gene Ontology annotation, molecular function: DNA-directed RNA polymerase activity; nucleic acid binding; zinc ion binding. Gene Ontology annotation, cellular component: RNA polymerase I complex. The transcript has a single exon. Lineage: Eukaryota; Fungi; Ascomycota; Eurotiomycetes; Chaetothyriales; Herpotrichiellaceae.
AUGGUAGCCAUAGGCAGCCUUUUGUUCUGCGAUGCCUGCGGCUCGCUUCUGCCGCGGAUUGUUCCAGGCGAAUAUAAAGACGACAUGGUCAAAUGCGACGAUUGCUUCCAGUACACCAAGGACACUUCGUCCAAAAUCAUAACCUCAAAAUCAAAACCCAGUGCCUUCCCAUCUCCUCUACGGGCCAAGCACUCCGAGGUGCAAGCUAUCAAUACCGAUGAGCUGCAAGUUGAGGCUGUCAUCUCCCGGGAGUGCCCUGACUGCCAUCGACCAGAAAUGUUCUAUCAUACCAAGCAACUAAGAAGCGCAGACGAAGGAACGACCGUUUUUUACAGAUGCGAGUGCGGUUUCAAGGAUGUGCAGAAUAACUGA